GCGGCGGCGCGGGCGCGGCCUUUGGGGCUACGGAUCAAGUCUACUCUUGGUUUCCGCUCGGCUUCUUUUCUCAGUCACAUCCGGAAAACCGGAAAGUGCCGGCAGGACCAGACCGACGGACAGACCCACCCACUGCGCCCCACCAGUGUAUGGCCACGAGGGCGCCAAUUCCUCCGUGGGCCCCGCCCAUUAAAGCGGCUACUGCCUCCGCCCGUCUGGACCUAUCUCACCAAAGUGAAAAAUUCCCGACUCACUGAUGUGAGACUUGCAGGAUUGGCUGGAAGCCACAGCCCAGCCUCCCGAUGCAGUCUGAGUCCAGCCGGUGUGAAGAGGAGACCCCUUCCCUCCUGUGGGGUUUGGACCCUGUGUUUCUAGCCUUUGCAAAACUCUACAUCGGGGAUAUCUUGGACUUGAAGGAGUCGUGCCAGGUGCCAGGUGUAUUUUUUUACAAUGGGCAUCCAAUAAGACAAGUAGAUAUCUUGGGAACUGUAAUUGGAGUGAGAGAAAGAAAUACUUUCUACAGUUACGGAGUGGAUGAUAGCACUGGAGUUAUAAACUGCAUCUGCUGGAAAAACUUGACUGAUACCGAGUCUUCCUCAGCUACAGCUGCUCCAAGUGCAAGAGAACUGAGCUUAACCUCCCAGCUUAAGAAGCUGCAAGAGACCAUUGAGCAGAGAACAAAGAUAGAAAUUGGGGACAUUAUCCGGGUCAGAGGUUAUAUCCGCACGUACAGAGAAGAGCGAGAAAUUCAUGCCACUGUUCAUUAUAAAGUAGACGAUCCAGUAUGCAACAUUCAAAUUGCAAGGAUGCUUGAGCUGCCCAGUAUCUACAGGAAAGUUUAUGACCAGCCUUUCCAUAGCCCAGUCCUAGAAAAAGAAGCACUAAGCAAAAAUCCAGGUGUCCUGGACCUUACCAAUCUCACAUGUUUGCUGAGUGAAAAAGCCAAAGAAUUCCUCAUGAAGAACAGAGUGCAGACCUUUUACCAGCAGGAGUUGGAAAUGGUGGAGUCUCUGCUGUCCCUUGCCAAUCAGCCUGUGAUUCAUAGUGCCUGCUCCAAACAAGCAGAUUUUAAGAAUGACACCACAUCCAAGGCAAUUCAUAGUAUAUUUAAGAACGCUAUAAAGCUCCUGCAGGAAAAAGGAUUCAUUUACCAGAAAGAUUGUGGUUUUGAUAACCUCUUCUAUGUAACCAAAGAAGACAAAGAACUGCACAGAAAGAUCCACCGUAUCAUUCAAGAAGACUGCCAGAAACCAAACCACAUGGAGAAGGGCUGCCACUUCCGGCACAUCUUGGCCUGUGCUCGCCUGAGCCUGAACCCGGGCCUGAGUGAGCCUGUGCUGCAGCAGGUACUGGAGCUCCUGGAGGACCAGAGCGACAUCGUCAGCACCAUGGAGCACUACUACAUAGCCUUCUGAGGACAGGCCGCAGACAGCCUGCGCGGAGCCGGGCCGAGGAGAAAGACCAAGUGACGUGCACUCCCAGGCUCUGAUUUUAAACAUCAUACAGAGGCUUAUGGGUCAGGAGGCAAUUAUCUUAAAAUCAGCUAUGAAAUAAGGUCAUUGGAGGAAUGGAAUUUGGCAUAAAUUCUGUAGGCUGCCUUUUACCUGCUGUAUUCUUGGGAUAAAAUGACUUUUAUCUCGGCCACGACGCACAAGAAAGCCCUCUCUGUUGACCUGCUGGCUGGACUGGGCAUCCUUCGUGAAGCAGAGAGGGAGGAGGCGGUGUUGGUGGCUGAGUCGGUGUGUGUGGAGGGGCUCUAUCAUGGUAAAGGGACGUCGCGUGGUAAAGCCCAGGGACUGCGGGAACUGAACAGCAUGCAGCCAGAUCACACAGAUCUAAAGCUUUUUAAAAGUUCAGACUAUCAGAAACAUUCUUGUGGUCUGCUUUAAUGGUUAAGAACCAGUGCCAGGAAGUGGCUCUCCCUGGAUGUGUGUCGCUGAGCUAUGAUUUCCAAGGGUUAAGCACCAGCGUUGGGUCAUGAGUCCCGGUUGAAUGCUUUUACAGACACUCAGAGAUGGCAGUUAAUGGGUCCAAGGCAUGGCUCGGUGUCCCUUUUCCUUCUGAGUUGAAAGGUGUUUCAGAGCAUUUGCCUGCAUUGAGGACAUACGGGACUAAAUACAUUGUCCCUUAAAGCCCUGAACUUCCAGGAGGCUUUCACACAAUUAUCUGGCUGCGGUUGAUGUUAUUUUUAAGAUUAUCAUUGAAGUGCAGAAUGUUCUGACACCAUCCAGACAAAGACUCAGUAUGUGCCCAGACAGGUGAUGGAGUUACACUUCUGCUCAGGAUGACAAGGUAAAGGAGAAAAAUCUGCGGCAUGUAGUAGGCUUGUUCUAACAGCACGAUGACAAAGCCAGCCAGCAAAAAUAAAGUGUGGAGAAAGUUA
This is a messenger RNA of Myotis brandtii (Brandt's bat), 2383 nucleotides long. It is a transcript of the gene STN1, whose product is annotated as oligonucleotide/oligosaccharide-binding fold containing 1. Gene Ontology annotation, molecular function: single-stranded telomeric DNA binding. Gene Ontology annotation, biological process: nucleotide-excision repair; DNA replication; telomere capping. Lineage: Eukaryota; Metazoa; Chordata; Mammalia; Chiroptera; Vespertilionidae. The record is from RefSeq and is a predicted model, not a curated record. The transcript has 10 exons. The coding region runs from base 303 to 1415 and encodes 370 amino acids. Gene Ontology annotation, cellular component: chromosome, telomeric region; site of double-strand break; CST complex.